This is a messenger RNA of Coccidioides immitis RS, 399 nucleotides long. RefSeq lists its product as uncharacterized. The transcript is spliced from 2 exons. Lineage: Eukaryota; Fungi; Ascomycota; Eurotiomycetes; Onygenales; Onygenaceae. The record is from RefSeq and is a predicted model, not a curated record. The coding region runs from base 1 to 399 and encodes 132 amino acids.
AUGUCAGCGGCAGACGCAGAAGAGGAAGGCACGACGUGCAGACGAGCCUCAUCCGCUUAUUGGCUUAUUAUGGAAAGCGCAAAAAGCGGAGGGCAAGAGCGAGGCAAACGAGGGGGAAAGCGAAAGUCCGCCAGAGCAGGCCAGGGCGGCGCUUCGCACGACAAGGUUGCGGCCAGCAGGCACCUCACGGGAGCAUCGUGGGAUGGACUGGUGAAAGGCGAAAAGGAUAUCCGACAGCCAGCUUCUGCUCCCCCAGAGUUCGUGUCUAUAUUGGAGCGGAGUGAUCAAACGAACAAAGGCAGCUCUCUUCUCCUUGGAGAACCACGCAUUCCCACCUCUAUUCCGUCCCUGCGGAUGGGAGAUCCCUCACGGAAUGUCACCCUGCUUGAGCCCUUUUGA